CUGGACGGACAUCCGCUACAAUCUCGUGCAUCCCUCCUGGAUUCCGAAUCCAAACGUCCUUGUUCACGAAGCCUUCUUGAGUGACUUCGAAGGACUUAUGGGAGGCCUGAGGCAGAGCAUCCAGGUUCUUAUGGCCCUUCUUAUGAUGGGCCACAGGAUUCACAGCAUUGAAACCUGGGGCCACAGCCUCGGGGGGGCGUUAGCAACGUUGUGUGCAUUGUGGUGCAGCUUGGAGUACCCAGGUUUGUCCAUCACCUGUCUCACCUUGGGAUCACCAAUAGUUGGCAAUCAGCACUUCGCCGGACGGUUCAGGCCUCCUCCCUGGCCUCCCAUCACCUGCUUUCGACUGUUCAUACCGGCCGACCCAGCCCCCGCUCUCCCGAAUCAAUAUACCCAGGCUGUCGCUUUCCGUCAGAGCUAUCCCGGCCCUCAGAAAUGGGAGCAUGUGGGACCGCCAUUUGCUGUGAAACUGGCCGAUCGCAUCCCCACCGUCCCUGUGGCGACGGUCGCUAGUUUGGCUUUGGCGAACAGGAACGUGGGCGGCACAUCAUCAAUGGAACUAUGGUAUGGGAGUUCAACUCAUGCUAGGGUUGUAAAUGUAAAUGCAGAGCAAGAGAUUGAGUUGUUGAGGGUUCCUGGAAGACUGGAAGUUGGAAAUCGUAAUUAUGUACAUGUACUGUACAUGUAUAUCAGCAGCAAUGUAAUAUUCCGUGGUUACCAAGUCAUGCGAACCAUGCCCCACCAACAAGGCACAGCUCCUGCUGCCUUUUCCUCCACCACAUCACAUACCACAAUACCUAUCUCUUUGUUUUGUGUGCCUGCAUCACACACGCGGACAUUCGGUAGCAAUUGUUCCAGUUAGAAUCAGCAGCGGCACAACAGGCUCCAACGGGCAUGUGAAGCCUGGAAGGUGUGCGGAUCAUGGUCAUGGGUAUCGCCGAAACGCCCACCCAGACCCACCGUCACAGGCUCAUCGCAGCUUCCAAUUGCACGUGCCUUCCAGGUUUGGAUUCGGCCACCCGGCCCAACCGCUACGGAAACCAGGAAGCCACAGUUGCAACACGCCGAUUCAGUUGUCCAAUAUUACUUCUGCCAAGACCUAAAUGUCUGGGCAUCCCUGAAGCAUCUGGGACAACGACCCGGUCCAAGUACAGCGCGGCGAGCGCGUCAGUUUCAAAACCAUUUCUUCCUCUGCCUUCCAGCACAACGCUCAGGUCGCCGCCCGCCGUUUCAAUUAGGUUCCAGGUCUGCCGAAAGUCCCAGUCUCUCAGAUCGA
Parathielavia appendiculata is the source of this 1276-nucleotide messenger RNA. RefSeq lists its product as uncharacterized. The record is from RefSeq and is a predicted model, not a curated record. The transcript has a single exon. Gene Ontology annotation, biological process: lipid metabolic process. Bases 98 to 862 code for a protein of 254 amino acids. Lineage: Eukaryota; Fungi; Ascomycota; Sordariomycetes; Sordariales; Chaetomiaceae.